CCCUGCGUUAUUUUGUCAGACAUCCAUUCCUAGAGUAGAAACCGUCAUUAAAGCAUGAAGGGUGUAGUAUUUCUCGUUUUAAUUCCACUGUGCUUUUCAAUCCCUGUUAAGCGACAACUCUUCUCUCCUUCCGGUGCUCCGGGAUUUGACCCAAAUCACAUGGCCGCUGGAAAUUAUGACCCAAAUUCCCAUAGUUAUGGGGGAUCUGCAUUUAACCCCAACUCCAUGAGUGCCGGAAGUUUUAACCCUGGAGGCAUGUCUAACACCCAGACUGGAGUAAGCAGUGGGGGACAAGUCGGAAGUUUCCAACCAAGUGCGGGUGGAACAGGAAGUUUCCAACCUAGUGCUGGUGGGACCGGAAAUUUCCAACCAAGUUCCGGUGGAACUGGUAGCUUUAAUCCAAAUUCAAUGGCUGCUGGAAACUUUGAUCCAAACUCACAGCCUGCUGGAAACUUUGACCCUAACACUUUUGGAAGAAAGUAAACUUGACCACAAGUUUUAGAUGAUAAUUU
Saccostrea echinata is the source of this 512-nucleotide messenger RNA. RefSeq names its product ATP-dependent RNA helicase glh-2-like. The transcript is spliced from 2 exons. Lineage: Eukaryota; Metazoa; Mollusca; Bivalvia; Ostreida; Ostreidae. The record is from RefSeq and is a predicted model, not a curated record. Bases 55 to 483 code for a protein of 142 amino acids.